This is a messenger RNA of Medicago truncatula (barrel medic), 1413 nucleotides long. RefSeq names its product UV-B-induced protein At3g17800, chloroplastic. The record is from RefSeq and is a predicted model, not a curated record. Bases 139 to 1257 code for a protein of 372 amino acids. NCBI's taxonomy places the organism in Eukaryota, Viridiplantae, Streptophyta, Magnoliopsida, Fabales, Fabaceae. The transcript is spliced from 2 exons.
UUUAUAUCAUAUGAUCCUAUCCUAUCACAAGGAAACACAACACAACACAACCUUUUCUUCUUAAAAACCAAUCAAUUCAUUCAUUAUCUUCCAACACAACACAAACACAGAACAAAACAUCAUCAAACCUUGCCGUUGAUGGAAAAUUGUCUUACAAUCAAACCUCACAUAGGAUUCUUCACAAGACCUAUUUCUUUUUCUUCUUCUUUGAGUUUUAGGAGCAGAGUACCCUUGAUAAAGGCUAGUGCUGGAGCUAGUAGUCACUGUGAGUCUAGUAGUUUGAACACACCUUUGUUACCACGUACACAAGUUGGAAAGUUUCUUAGUGGUGUGUUGCAGAAUCAUCGUAACCUCUUUCAUGUUGCUGUUCAAGAAGAGCUUAAACUAUUGGCUGAUGAUCGAGAUGCUGCAAAUUCUCGUAUGCUUCUUGCUUCUGAAUCAGAUGAAGCCUUGCUUCACAGGAGGAUAGCAGAAAUGAAAGAAAAUCAAUGUGAAGUUGCUGUAGAAGACAUCAUGUCCUUGCUGAUAUUUCACAAGUUUUCCGAAAUUCGGGCCCCUCUAGUUCCAAAGCUUUCAAGGUGUCUUUACAAUGGAAGGCUAGAAAUAUUGCCUUCUAAGGACUGGGAACUAGAGUCUAUUCACACCUUAGAAGUUUUGGAUAUGAUAAGGGAACAUGUAACUACCGUAACCGGCUUGAAAGCAAAACCAAGUGUAACCGAAAGUUGGGCAACUACCAAAGUUAGACAGUUCUUACUCGGGCGCAUAUAUGUCGCUUCAAUAUUAUACGGCUACUUUCUGAAAUCAGUUUCCUUAAGGUACCAUCUAGAAAGAAAUCUAAAUUUGGCUAACCAUGAUGUUCAUCCUGGUCAUAGGACUAACCUCUCAUUUAAGGAUAUGUGUCCUUAUGGGUUCGAGGAUGACAUCUUUGGUCAUUUGAGUAACAUGAAACCGAUCGGACAAGGGCUAAUAAGACAGGAAGAAGAAAUUGAAGACUUGAAGUGUUAUGUUAUGAGGUUUCACCCUGGAUCAUUGCAGAGGUGUGCUAAAUUGAGAUCUAAAGAGGCUGUGAAUUUGGUUAGGAGUUAUAGUUCUGCUCUUUUUAAUAGUGAAGGGUUUGAUUCAGUUGACAGUGAUGAUGUUAUUUUGACUUCAUUUUCUAGUCUUAAGAGACUAGUCUUGGAAGCUGUUGCUUUUGGAUCUUUUCUGUGGGAAACAGAAGAUUACAUUGACAAUGUUUAUAAGCUUAAGGAUCAUUAAGGUAGUUUAAAGACCUAGGAUAAGUUGCAAUAUUUGUUGAGCUGAUUCCUCUUGUAUAUAUAGUGAGCUUUUGUUUUUAGCUUUUGAGUGUUAAUUGGGUUAUGUUCAUUUGUACAGUACACAUUUACCUUAUAUAAUUUAUAUAGUUUUAAUGCU